CGUGUCACGCACGCUCUUGUUCUUCUUUCCUCGUCCCCCGCCUCUCACCCUCGCCCUUCUGUCUGUUCUGUCAAGUCCGUAAACUCGGCAAAAUCGAAUUUUCCGUAGUAUUAUUUUUCAAUUGAUUUGUAUGAAAGAAAUAUGCAAUAAUGCAUAACCCUAAUUUGUAAUUCUAAUGGUGACGUGUACAAAAGUCACUUUCAGAAGUUGUUGUUUAGAUUCAAUGUAUUAUGGUGUCUAACGAGAUGCAGUCGUCAUUGGAUGAUUUAGUCCAAUAUACACAGCUAUUUAAGCCUGUAGCGACUGUUCUUCAAGGGACAGUGCUGCCUUUUCUCAUAUUAUAUCCGGUGAUAUUUUAUUCAUGGAUUGUGGUGUACGGUAUCGAGGAUAAUGUGGAGGCAGGGUUCGUGGUUGUCGCUGUCGUGGCCACUAUUCAAAUCCUCGUUUGUUUAUGUUGCUAUUGGAGCGUUCACAUUCAAUGUUUCCUGUCGUGUUCUAAGGUAAAAGACCCCAUACAAGCUGAGAUUGUCAAAGUUGUUCCAACUCCGAACAAUGGAUUUUCUGAAAUUGUCAAGUUGCAUCAUACUAAGUCCACAAAGAAAGGCAGUCUCAACCCCGAUGUAUGGUUCAUGUUCCAAAAGAGUAAAUAUGUUUACGACUGGGAUAAGAAGAUUUUCAGCACAGUGGAGUUCCCCAUCAACAAACCACAUGACCAGUACUUGGAAUCCAAGGGGUACGCAGAUGAUGAAGCUAUUGAAAUGGCGGAAAAGGAAUUUGGGAAGAAUGAGAUGAUAAUGGUAGUACCAGAAUUCAUGGAACUAUUUAAAGAAAGGGCAACAGCACCGUUCUUUGUGUUCCAAGUGUUCUGCGUAGCUCUCUGGUGCCUGGACAAGUACUGGUACUAUUCCAUAUUCACCCUCGUCAUGUUGGUCAUGUUCGAGUGCACCCUGGUCCAACAGCAGCUUAGGAAUAUGUCAGAAAUCAGAAAAAUGGGCAACAAGCCAUACAACAUUAACAUUUAUAGAAACAGAAGAUGGCGACAUAUGUUAAGUGACCAGUUGGUGCCUGGAGACAUUGUCUCUAUCACACGCUCCGUCAACGAAAACCUUGUACCGUGUGAUAUAGUUCUGUUAAGAGGUUCCUGUAUAGUAGAUGAAUCUAUGUUAACUGGUGAGAGUGUCCCACAAAUGAAGGAGCCUCUAGAAAAUGAAAAGAACACACAACAGCACUUAGAGCCGGAGGGCGACGGAAAAUUACAUAUGCUGUUUGGUGGAACUAAAAUUGUACAACAUUCGUCACCAAGUAAAACAUCAGGUCUGAAAGCACCUGAUAAUGGAUGCAUUGGCUACGUCAUUCGGACAGGAUUUAACACAUCACAGGGUAAACUUUUAAGGACCAUUCUGUUUGGAGUCAAAAGAGUCACUGCCAAUAAUCUAGAAACCUUUGGGUUUAUUUUGUUUUUGUUAAUAUUCGCGAUCGCAGCCGCUGCAUAUGUUUGGGUGAAGGGCUGUGAGGAUCCUACAAGAAAUCGUUAUAAGUUAUUUUUGGAGUGCACUUUGAUAUUGACAUCUGUUGUUCCACCAGAGCUGCCUAUAGAGUUGUCUCUAGCGGUGAACACUUCUUUGCUCUCCCUAUCGAAACUAGCAGUAUUUUGUACAGAACCAUUUAGGAUACCGUUUGCUGGUAAAGUUGAAAUUUGCUGUUUUGACAAAACCGGCACAUUGACCAGCGACAACUUAGUUGUAGAAGGUGUAGCUGGCAUCGGCGUACAUAAAGACGCCACAGUCAUUCCACUCUCUGAAGCUCCUAUGGAGACAAUACAAGUAUUAGCGUCUUGUCACUCACUCGUUCAACUAGACGACGGAAUAGUCGGAGAUCCAUUAGAAAAGGCCACUUUGAAGGCUGCCGAAUGGAACCUAACUAAAGGGGACGCUAUAGUGCCAAAGAAGGGAAAAUCGCCCGGUCUGAAGAUUGUCCACAGAAACCACUUCGCAAGUGCCCUUAAGAGGAUGUCGGUGAUCGCCGGUUACCAGGUGACCGAGCGAGGGUUCAUAGAGACUCACUAUAUCAGCAGCGUCAAGGGCGCGCCAGAAACGAUCAAGUCUAUGCUGAAAGAGGUUCCUAGUCAUUACGACCACGUUUAUUUGACGUUGUCGCGCAGGGGCGCCAGGGUCUUAGCCUUAGGUUAUAGAAAUUUAGGAAAGUUAAGCUCUCAAGAAAUCCGUGAUUUAUCAAGGGAAGAUAUAGAGUCCGAUUUGACGUUCGUCGGCUUCGUAAUCAUUUCGUGUCCACUGAAAGCGGACUCGAAAAAGGCUAUAGCGGAGAUAGUUCACGCGUCGCAUUCCGUAGUUAUGAUAACUGGUGACAAUCCUUUAACGGCGUGUCAUGUGGCUAAAGAGUUGAAUUUUACUCAAAAGGAAGUUCUCAUUUUAACUCAAAGUAAAGAAGAAUGGGGAUGGAAGUCUAUAGAUGACGAAGUGUUUUUGCCAGUACAGCCGUUUAAGAAAAGUAAGCAGUUGACUUCUAAGUUCGACCUGUGUGUGACCGGCGAGGGUUUGAGCCAUCUGAAUGAGAGUUACUACAAGUUCAUGAUACAGCUGAUGCCUCAUAUAAAGGUGUUCGCGCGGUUCGCACCGAAGCAGAAGGAGUUCGUGGUGGUGACAUUGAAAGCUCUCGGGUAUUCUACGCUGAUGUGCGGCGAUGGUACUAACGAUGUGGGAGCUCUGAAACAUGCUGAUGUGGGCGUAGCGAUCCUCGCUAACGCGCCCGAGCGCCUGCGCGAGCGGCCCGCCCCGGCCCCGGAGGCCGAGCCCGCGCGGAGGCCGGCGGGCCGCGACCCGCGCGAGGCCCGCGCCGAGGCCGCGGCCCGGCUGCGCCGCGCGAUGAAGAAGUUGGAAGAAGAGGAUCAGCCGCAGUUGGUUAGAUUAGGGGACGCCAGCGUCGCUGCGCCGUUUACUAGUCGCCUCUCUAGUAUUUUGUGCAUUUGCCACAUCAUCAAGCAAGGUCGAUGCACGCUGGUCACCACUCUCCAAAUGUUCAAGAUACUAGCCCUCAACGCUCUUAUACUGGCCUACAGUCAAUCGGUGUUGUACCUCGACGGUAUCAAGUUCAGCGACACACAGGCGACCCUGCAAAGCUUGCUGUUGGCUUCGUGCUUUUUAUUCAUAUCGCGGUCUAAGCCUCUAAAGCAGCUGUCGAAGCAACGGCCGCUGCCGAACAUCUUCAACGUGUACACGAUAAUGACGGUGCUCACACAGUUCGCGGUGCACUUCCUCUGUCUCGUUUACUUAGUCCGUGAGGCCACGGAGCGGUCGCCGGGCAGAGACACGAAGCCGAAGCUAGAUAUGGACUUGGCCGAGGACGAGGAGCGCGAGUUCGCGCCCGACCUGCUCAACAGCACCGUCUACAUCAUAUCCAUGGCGCUGCAGAUAUCCACGUUCGCGAUCAACUAUAGGGGCGAGCCGUUCAUGGAAGGCCUACGAGACAACAAGCCCCUACUGUACAGCAUCGUGGUCUCCGGCGGCGCCGUGUUAGCGCUGGCCGCGGGGAUACUGCCAGAUCUUUCCAGUAUGUUCGAGAUCGUCUACUUCCCGCCCGAUUACCGGCUCAUCCUAGUCGAAGUCCUAAUAGCGGACAUGUUGUUCGCGUACCUGGUUGACCGCGCCUGCCUCUGGCUCUUUGGCGAAGGCCGCUCGCUCGCGACCUAGCCUCCGGUCUCAAGCUGUUCUGUACGCUCGCGUAUUGUAUUAAGGUUCAUUUUAAACGUAUCGGAAUGAGAAU
Cydia amplana is the source of this 3780-nucleotide messenger RNA. Its product is annotated as endoplasmic reticulum transmembrane helix translocase. Gene Ontology annotation, biological process: transmembrane transport; intracellular calcium ion homeostasis. Gene Ontology annotation, cellular component: endoplasmic reticulum membrane. Lineage: Eukaryota; Metazoa; Arthropoda; Insecta; Lepidoptera; Tortricidae. Bases 231 to 3707 code for a protein of 1158 amino acids. The record is from RefSeq and is a predicted model, not a curated record. The transcript is spliced from 10 exons. Gene Ontology annotation, molecular function: ATP binding; ATP hydrolysis activity; ATPase-coupled monoatomic cation transmembrane transporter activity.